AUGUCGUUCAAAGGUUUCAAGAAAACAAUUGUGCGGGCACCGCAAUCGAUUCGUCAAAAAAUGAAUAUGGGGGAGAUUACCCAAGAUGCCGUGUACAUGGAUGCCGAACGUCGGUUCAAAGAAUUAGAAGUUGAAACCAAAAAGCUCAGCGAUGAAUCCAAACGGUACUUUUCAGCUGUAAAUGGGAUGCUUGAUUUUCAAAUUGACUUUUCUAAAGCCAUUGAGGAAAUUUACAAGCCAAUCAGUGGACGGUUGAGUGAUCCCAAUAGUACUGUUCAAGAGGACAAUCCGGAAGGGAUUAAGGCAAGUGAAGGAUAUCGUGAAGUUGUCAAGGCAUUAAAGGAAGAAUUAAAACCAGAUUUGGAAUUGAUUGAAAAGCGUAUUGUUCAUCCUGCUCAAGAAUUAUUGGAUGUUAUCUCAAGUAUUCGGAAGAUGGCCACCAAAAGAGAUCACAAACAAGUUGACUUGGACAGACAUAAGCGUAAUUACAAAAAGUAUGCGGACAAGAAGGAACGUACAGCCAAAGAUGAAGAAAAAAUGUACAAUGCUGAAGCAGAAGUUCAAAUUGCAACUCAGGAAUAUGAUUAUUAUAAUGAUAUGAUGAAGCAAGAGCUACCAAUAUUGUUUCAAAUGCAAAAUGAUUUCAUUCGACCUUUAUUUGUUAGUUUCUACUACAUGCAAUUGAAUAUUUUCUAUACUUUGUAUACUCGGAUGGAAGAGUUAAAGAUUCCAUACUUUGAGUUGAACCUGGAUAUUGUGGAAGCUUAUACUUUGAAAAAGGGGAACAUUGAAGAACAAACAGAUGCCAUUGGGAUCACUCAUUUUAAAGUGGGCCAUGCCAAACUGAAGUUGGAAAUGACAAAGAGACGGUAUGCAGCACAGGGGGUAGCUGUAGGUGGCGCAGAAGGAGGAGAAGCAGCUCCAGCUUAUGGUCAAUACGGCCAAUAUGGCCAAGCUGGAGGGGUUCCUCCUGCUAAACCUGGAGCACCAGCUUAUGGUCAAUAUGGCCAAUAUGGUGCGGCCGGUGGAGAGGCUGCUGCUGCUCCUCCGCCAUACUCUAGUGGUACUGUUGUUUCACCUGUAUCUGCUACCCCAACAUAUGGUAGUUAUGGGUCUCAGCCUAGCACUGCCACCGCUUAUGGUGCCCCCGUCCCUGCUGCGGUAGCCCUGCCAACAGUAGCUAGUCCUGCCGUUCCUGGUGCUGAAAUUUGUACUGCUUUGUACGACUAUACAGCUCAGGCUCAAGGGGAUUUGACAUUCCCUGCUGGAGCCAAAAUUGAGAUUGUGCAACGGACAGCAGAUGCGAAUGGCUGGUGGACAGGUCGUUAUAACGGACAGACUGGAGUCUUUCCCGGCCAAGUUGGGAAUGUCCAGCCUCAAGCUGAGGGAAUAGGCGAAGCUGAUGCUAUUACUUCACCCACUGCACUUGAAACUGGUUCUACGCCUAUGGUGGUAUCUUCUCCGUCUCAUCUGACGCUGUCACAUCACUCUGAUUUCCUCAGACCUUUGCUACACCAUAAAUCAAGGUCUUCCAAUAAUGUUCACCCAAGUCACGCUCCUCAUGGUUCAACUCUUCUUGGGGCACGAGACCGGGCUCGUUCCAAUUCUAAUGUUUCCCUUAAACAAAGUAUUGAUUCAUUUGUUGCUCUGAACUAUCAUGACGAAAAUAGCAAGUACUUUGGUGUUCCGUUGGAAGAUGCGAUCAACCAAGCCGCUGCCAAAAUUUCUAUUCUAGCAGGUGCUGGCUCUGGAGCUGAUACUGAUUCUAAUGGUAUUCAAUAUGGUAAGAUCCCCAUUGUCGUGGCAAAAUGUGGUGUCUUUCUUAAAAAGAAGGGAUUGACUGUUGAAGGUAUUUUUAGAGUUGGAGGUUCUUCCAAACGUAUCAAGGAACUUCAAUCUAUUUUUAACAGCCCUCCUGAUUUCGGUAAAAAGUUAAGUUGGGAAGGUUAUAAUGUUCAUGAUGCUGCUAGUAUACUCAGAAGGUACUUGAAUGCUUUACCAGAACCUUUAAUUCCUUUAGCCUUCUACCAGGAAUUUAGAAUGCCUUUAUUAAACAGACCUCGUGUCAUCAAUUAUCUUAAAUUCAAAGCAGAAAACCCAAAGAGAACUCCGUCGACCUCAAGUCCUACUAAAGGUGGUACUUCUAAACCUUCAGGAGUUUCUGGUUCUUCUGAUUUCUCUCAUGGCCACAAUACAACACAACACUCUCCGAACUCUCUUCCAUCCAACAAUGCGGCAGGAUCGUCGCUGCCUUCUGAAACGUUGUCUGAUCGGGAUUAUAGAUUAGAAAAGGCAUUAGAGAACGAAGUCAUAGAGUCUAUGAUACCCAAAUCCCCUCAUUUGACAUCUAUUACUUCUAAAGAGGCUCCAAUUUUACCUAACUUGGAUCAAAUUGCUGGCUCAAGUACACAAGCACACUCGAAUUCCAAAGCUAUGGACAGGUCCAUGACAACAACACCCGAUUCUGCAAAUUCAAAAGACUCUACUCCUAAACCUACUGAAGGUGGCUCCAAACAUAGUCGAUCGUUACUGCAUCAGAAGCGCAAAUACAAAAAGCUUACAAAGGACGUCCAUGAUGCAAUUGAUGAUUAUACACAUUUGGUUGAGCAAUUACCAAUUCUUUCCAAACAAUUGCUCUUUUAUAUUUUAGAUCUUUUAGCUAUGGUUCAGAAUCAUUCUUCAGAGAACAGAAUGCCCUCGAGAAACCUUGCAGCAAUCUUCCAACCUUCAAUCCUUUCGCAUCCUAAUCACGAUAUGGACCCUGAGGAAUAUGCCUUGAGUCAAUAUGUUGUGGAGUUCCUUAUACAAUAUGCAUAUCGUUUGUUACCAAAUGAAGAGCAUAAAAAGGUGCCUCCUAAAGAGUCAAUUCCACUUGAAGCCCCCGAUCCAAUUGUUCCCACUUCAUCUGCUCAAACAGCAGAAACUUUUGUUCCUCUGAUAACAUUUGGGGGAGCUGAAGAUCCUGGUACCACGACUGAAGUAACAACACCUAACCGAAAGCCAAAAGCUCCUACUUCAGUUAUUCCCAAAACGCCAUCAGAUGAUCAAUCCGUUGACUCAUUAACUCCCGAAAAGGUUAUAUUAAGUGAUACUACUAAAGCAGACGCCCCAUCUACAUUGGCAGUGUCGAAAACUCCUGCAUCAUACCGUCCGCAUUCAAAGUCGCUCCCUGUCAAUAGCAAUGAUGAGGAUUUGGUUGUUUAUCAAACCCCAUCAGCCUUGCCCUCGGAACGUAAUGUCAUAGAUUCAGAUAUUGGAAUGACAGAUGAUUCAAGUGACGAUGAAGGAGAAGGUAAUCCUUCGUCACCACAUGAUGUUGCACAAAAACUCUCGGAUAUGAAGUUAUCUAAGUCUGAACCAUUGGCAGAUAAAGAUCAAGAUCAAGAACUUCUUGAAAAUGAAUUUGACUUCGGUGAGCCUACCGAUGAUAUUGUUGGUAACGAUGAUACUAAGCCAACAAGAGAUGUGACUAAGGAAGUAGUUGAUACUUCAGUACAUCCCUCUCCGACUUUGGAUGACAAUCAAGAGCCUGAGUGUGAAAUAUUAGAGUCAACCACACCUCCAAUAAAAAAUGGUGGAGAUGCUGGAAUCAAUAAUUCGCCUCAGAUUAUUGUAUCCGAAUUUUCUAAGGAUUAA
Molecule: messenger RNA, 3636 nt
Organism: Lizanozyma spartinae
Lineage: Eukaryota; Fungi; Ascomycota; Pichiomycetes; Serinales; Debaryomycetaceae
Gene: SAC7
Product: Sac7p
Exons: 5
Coding region: 1-3636 (1211 amino acids)
Biological process (GO): signal transduction; endocytosis; plasma membrane tubulation
Cellular component (GO): actin cortical patch; mating projection tip; medial cortex
Molecular function (GO): lipid binding; protein binding
Source: RefSeq, a predicted model, not a curated record